Molecule: messenger RNA, 5193 nt
Organism: Xiphophorus maculatus (southern platyfish)
Lineage: Eukaryota; Metazoa; Chordata; Actinopteri; Cyprinodontiformes; Poeciliidae
Gene: r3hdm2
Product: R3H domain containing 2
Exons: 27
Coding region: 860-4081 (1073 amino acids)
Molecular function (GO): nucleic acid binding
Source: RefSeq, a predicted model, not a curated record
UAGCAGAUCCAAGCAGCCCUGUUAACAGCUGGGCUUUUUGAAUGCCCUGCUUCGGCCGUCAUUGCAACUAUAUUGUUACAGAGGCAAAGAGCAAACAAGAUGUGUAGGGGAGAGAAUGAGAAUCUGCACGAAAGGGAGGGUUUGAGGAGCAGGGAGCGGUACAAACUGUGCGCAUGAUAGCAUAAGAUUGGUAGGCAAAGAGGGGGCUAGUUUGCGAGCAAGGUUUUCUCUUUUCCGCUGUAGUGCCUGUGCCACAUUCUGAUAAAGGGGGGGAAGCCAGAAGAGACUUUUUUUUCCUCAUAAACCAAUUAAAAAAGCAGAGCCGAUAGUAUCUCCAGCGAGAAAGGUAACGCACCAGGCGUGAAGAUGGAGAAAAGUACAAUGAGCUGAAGAUAGUGGCAGACCUGGAGUCUCUUGAAUCUCUCUUCACUUGCUGCAGAAAAUGGAAUUCCUUCAUUUGUACUACUACAUGCUGAGGGCUCCAGACUGUAGGCAAGACCAUGCUACUGCAGUAAGCCGAAGGCAGAGACGAGAGGCCCUAGACGACCUCUAAAGGUGGUGACUGGCCUGUUGGUGUCCCCCCUCCACCUCACACUCGGCCUGGCAGAGUGCUGCCUCUUCAAUUCAUCUGACUGCUCCUUCACCCCAAGACCCAAGGCUUGCUAUGGAAUUCACUUUACCCCCUGCCUGCCGCCCAGCCUAGUACACUACCUUAGUGGACUCCCUUCAUCUCCCUGUGUGUGGUUCUUGCCCACACUCACUGUAAAAAGUUCAGCAUAGACCUGGUACCUCCAACAGCCACUACUGGGUCCUCCACCAAUACCCUCCCCACUCCCACCCUCUCCCCUCCCCUAAGAAGAUGUCACUGAGCCUGACAACAGACAUCCAGCAGGAGGGAGAGAGUGGGCUACAAAUCGAGCCCUGCAGUCGAGGUAAAAGCUCUCCUCAACCACAGAGCAUCAAGGAUGGGACAGGAGAGGGGCCAGAGCCAGAUGAUAACUCUCCACAGGAUGCACAGCAGAAGCGGGCUACUAACCACAGCCAUGGCAGGAAAAGGGCCAAGUCUAAUGCCAAAAUGAAAUUAGUACGGAGUCUGGCAGUAUGCGAGGAGUCCUCUGGUCCUUUCCCCAAUGAUGGACCUCCAGAAUCGGAAAUAAUCCAGCUUCACAUCAGCUGCCCAUCAGACAAAGAGGAAGAAAAGUCUUCAAAGGAUGAGUAUGAAAAUGAAGAAAAGGAGAAGAAGGACAAGACUCCUCGAAAGAUGUUGUCACGUGAUUCCAGUCAGGAAUACACCGACUCCACAGGCAUUGAUGUUCAUGAGUUUUUGGUCAACACACUGAAAAACAAUCCCAGGGAUCGAAUGAUGCUGCUUAAACUAGAACAAGAUAUCCUGGAGUUCAUUAAUGACAACAAUAACCAGUAUAAGAAAUUUCCUCAGAUGACUUCGUAUCAUCGAAUGCUGUUGCAUCGUGUGGCCGCCUACUUUGGCAUGGAUCACAAUGUAGAUCAGACAGGAAAAGCUGUCAUCAUCAAUAAGACUGGAAACACUCGCAUCCCAGAGCAACGGUUUUCUGAACACAUCAAGGAUGAACGCAACAUGGACUUUCAGAAGAAGUUCAUCCUUAAAAGAGACGAUGCUAGUAUGGACAAAGAUGAUAACCAGAUCCGUGUGCCACUGCAGGACGGGAGGCGUAGCAAAUCUAUUGAAGAGCGAGAAGAAGAAUAUCAGCGGGUACGAGACAGGAUCUUUGCCCGAGAAGUGUCCUUUUUUUUGCAGUCGUCUCAAAAUGGAUACAUCAAUGACAACAGACUUUCCACUGAGGGCUACUGCUCUAGCUCUCAAAAGAGGAGACAGAUCUUUAGAGGGAACCGUGAGAGCUCCAGUCGAGCAUCAAGCAGUCGUCAAAGCAGCACAGACAGUGAUAUGAAGUGUCUGGAGCCACGACCUUGGAGCAGUACCGACUCGGACAGUUCUAACCGCACCCUUCGGCCACCCGUGACAAAGGCCAGCAGCUUCUCUGGCAUCUCCAUCCUCACCAGAGGGGACAGCCUUGGCAGCAACAAAGGAUCACAGGGAAGCUGCAAAGGCUCUCGCUCUGGCUUGCCCUUAGUCAGUCCUGAUGUUUGCCCUCCGCCUUCGGUCUCCCAAUCCAGCCGUAGCCUCCUACCCUGCCCGCCUCAGCCGCCACAGCAGCCACAGCCCCAGGCUCCACCUCAAACCGCUCUACUACCCACCCCACAGCAGCACCCCAUGGGCAACCACAUGAUUGCUCAGCCGGUGGCGUCUCUACAGCCCUCUCAGCCUGUCUCCUACUCCAGCCCCUCCUGCCCCCAGGUUCUCCUGCCAGUUUCUCCUCCCCAGCAGUACACAAUGGGAGAUGAGCUGGCAUCCCAGUUCACACAAAUGACUCUGAGUCGGCAGGGCUCCAGCGAGAACCCUGAGCCUCCACCCAUGUAUCAGCCCCCUCCCACCGUGCUAUCGCAGCACCCCCCACCCCAGGCUGGCUACAUCAUGGCUACGACAGGCCAGCCUUUGCCUCCACCGUCUGGCUACCAGCCCCCUACUGGACACCCUCAUCCGCCUCCACCUCCGCCUCCUCCAUCCCAGACUGUCAUACAGGCUCCUCCACCGCCACAGGGCUACAUCCAGCCCCCUCCACCGCAACAGAUACAGGUGUCAUACUACCCUCCUGGUCAGUACCCCAGUUCAGGACAGCAGUACCGCGUGUCCCAACCUAUAUCCCAUCAGGUGUCUUAUCAAGCCCAACGCACACAACCAAUGCCUCCGCCCAAUCAGCAGUCAGGUCUUCAGACCAUGAUGCCUAGCCAGCAGCCAAGCUAUCAGAACAUGAUGGGGGUGCAGCAGCCUACAAAUCCUGGUCUGCUAAAUUCCCAAAGAACGAGUAUUGGAGGCCAAAUGCAAAGUAUAAUGGUUCAAUACCCACAGAUGCCAUCAUAUCAGGUGCCAGUGGCAAACGAAAAUCAGCAAGUGGUGCAGCAGCAGUACCAGCAGCAGGUCAUGGUGCCUGUCAGCCAGUCUGUCCAGGGGCCUAUGCCUGUCUACUACAGUGUUAUUACACCAACACAGCAAAAUAGCACAAGCCCGUCAGUGGGUUACCUGCAGCCUCCCAGCUCAGAGCAGUUUCAGAUCACACAGUCACCGUCUCCCUGCAACCCUCAACCAUUGCAACAGCAAUAUUCAGGAGUGGCUCCUCCAGGGCCCGGGGUAAUGGUCAUGCAACUCAGUGUCCCCAACGGACCACAGCCUUCCCAGAAUCCUCCUCUCGUUCAGUGGAACCCAUGCAAGUACUACAGCAUAGAGCAGCGGCCCAGCAAGCCAGGAGAGCUCUACAAACCUGACAACACUCCACAGGCCAACACUCAGCUGACCAGUCCCCUUGCCUCUCCCACUCAGUCCCCCACCCCGUCUCCCUCUGGCAGUGUCAACAGUGUAUGUCCAGGCCUCGGACCACUACCCCUUAUUUCCCAGUUUCAACGGCCGGGAGGACCGGCUCAAGGUGACGGUCGAUACUCUUUAUUGGGGCAGCCUCUUCAGUACAGCCUGUGUCCUCCACCCCUCAUGCAUGGCCAGUCCUCCUAUAACUCCCACCAGGGUCAAGGAGUAAUCAAACACGGAGCACGAGGAAAGAAGCAAACACUCAAAUCUGCAUCGACAGAUCUUGGCACCACAGACGUUGUUGUGAGUCGAGUACUCGAGGUGACCGACCUGCCGGAGGGGAUUUCACGUCCGGAGGCCGAAAAGCUUUUCAACCAGCUGUCAAUGUGCGGCGCUAAGAUCCAGUGGCUAAAGGAACCCCAGGGAGGCCGAGGGGUAGCUGGAGGCUGCGGCCCCUGUGUCGGAGCCAGCGCGAUGUCUGGGGUCGGCAUGGGAGCCGGGGGAGGGAAGCUAGACGGCCACGACCCAGCGCACCUCUACACAGUAGUUGCAGUGUUCCCCACCACCAUGGCUGCCCAGAGUGCUUCCUUCAAACUCAACAACAGCGGAGCCAGCCUCUUCAAACUUCGGGCUGCCAAAAAGAACUAUGACCUUCGUGUGCUGGAGAGAGCCAGCUCUCAAUGAGACGAGAGGAGAGGGCGAGGACAGACAGAGACAGACACAGAGACUUUUGGUGGAAAAGGAAGGACAACUGAGUGGGGCUGCUCCUAGUGUACAAUUUAAAAUCAAAAUGGAAAAACAAACUUGAGUUAAAUGAUGUGUCAAAUGUAUAAAAGGGAAGAAGGUGUGAAUCAUGAGGUGGCUGGUGUUUGGUUGCAAAUCAGAUUUUUGUUUGUUUUUAUUCAUUGGUUUUGUUUUGUAUUUAUAAAGCAGAAGAGCACACAAGACACGCAAGCAUGUGUUUCACUGUUGCCGUGGAAUGUGUGCUGCCAUGAUAUAAUUACACACGCACACACACGCACACACCCCCGCAAACAAACCAAAAGACAGACAGGUACACAAAGUGCAGGUAACAGGGUCACGUAGCACAUAACAAAAACACACUGGACAGUCGAUCUCAGUCAAACCUUUUCCUCUUCCUCCUCCCUCCCUCCGUUUCUCUUUCCUCAGCUCACCGCAUCCCGAUUGUCUCUGAAUCUCACAUAUUUAUAAAUUUUCAUACGCAGAGUUCGCACUCUUUCUGCUCUCCCCAGCUGCCAUUUCUCCUCUCAUGCUUCCUCGUCUCUUUCUCUGCUUCUCUGUUCCUCUCAUGUAUCACUGCGCUCUCCUCUCUUGCUUUCUGUUUGCCUUACUGCUGUUGUGGAUUUAUGUAUUGCGCUGGUUCUUUAUUUCUCAGAAGUUUUCCUUUUUUGAGGGUUCAAUAUAUUUAUAUAAGUGAUGUAAGGAAUUAAAGAAAACUAUAUAUUCAGUGAUUUUUUUUUUUCUUUCCCGAGUGACGAAGUUUAGGCCUUCCUUUUCUCCUUUACUCCUUCCUUCUUCAUCCCCGCUCCUCUUUGCUGCCCUGUACCUCACUUCUUUAACCCUCUUCCUCUCUCCCGAAGACCGCCCCGCCCGAUCCCCGAUCUCCGCCCCGACGUCCCCAUUGUGUUUGCGUUUUUUGUUGACAGCCGUGCAGAACGUAUCAGAAGAAGUAGUUAAAAGUGCACAAUGAUUGCAUAUGUCUACUGUAAAUUUUAUUUAAUCUGUUAUUUUUGUUUGUUUUUAAAAAUAUAAAAGUCAAAAAAUCUAUGAAAACA